Messenger RNA from Physcomitrium patens, 2104 nucleotides. RefSeq lists its product as uncharacterized. The record is from RefSeq and is a predicted model, not a curated record. Lineage: Eukaryota; Viridiplantae; Streptophyta; Bryopsida; Funariales; Funariaceae.
CUUCUUUUUUUUGUCAAUCUCGGCUUUCGUCAACUGAGCGCCGUGUUCUUCGUUGGCUCCACCAUUGCGCAAUCGUGUAUCGGGAGCCUCUCGGAAAGGCUUACAUUACUUUGCUUGAAGUCUCACCAUGAAUUUACACCACCAGAAACGAUGCUGAGAUCAGGAUGUUUUGCAAAUUCGGAUCCCAGAGGCGUGAUUGAGAUUGGACGAGAAGACUCUAGGUGAAAGUUUUGAAUCUGAAACUUGCGUUCUUGAUUUGGAAUCUGACGUGAGGAUGAUUUUGGAGUAGGGUAUUAGGCGGUGAAACGUGGACGGGGGUUUUUUGAGAUGGGAAGGGAAUCUGGCUUCGGUUCGUGGAUCGUAGGCAUGAAGACGAGCCAAUUGGAGCACCGGUAUGAGGCUUGCGGACUGAAGUCCCAGGUCGUGGAAGUAGACACUGGCACCACCUUGAUUCGCUGCUGGGUGCCGUGGGAGCAGCCCGAGAGUGGGUUGUGGUCCGCGGGCGCCUCAGAGAAGCCCGCGGUGUUGUUUCUUCAUGACUUUUUGAUGGAUGGGACUUUUGGCUGGGAGAAGCAGAUCGAAAUGUUUACGAAGGAGUUCAAUGUUUAUGUUCCCAAUUUGGUGUUCUUCGGUGGCUCGUCGUCGACUUCGACGGAGAAGACGGAGGCAUUUCAAGCGGAUUGCAUGGUCAAGAUGCUCCACGCUCUGGAGGUUUACAAUGAGGUCAUGGUGGUGGGCGCUGGAUAUGGCGGCCUGGUUGCGUUCUGGAUGGCUCAUCUAUAUCCAAAGUUUGUAACGAAAGUUGUCUUCGUUGCUUCGGGGAUCCACAUGACGCCAACUUCCCAGAAAAUGUUACUCGCAAAGUUUGAUUACGACCAUAUUUCUGAGCUGCUGCUGCCUACGACAGCAACGGGGUUGAAGAACUUGGCAUCCGUAGCUACCACCAAGCCAGUCUAUAGGCUUCCGACGUGCGUCUGCAAGGGCAUAUUACAUGUUUUCAUCGACAAACAUCGUCACGAAAAGGUUGAAUUGCUUAACAAAAUGGACUGUGGUGUACGAGGAGGACCUCCUCUUCCACACUUGCCGCAGGAGAAGUGUUUGAUAAUCUGGGGCGAGAACGACCUAGUUACGAGCGUAGAGUUGGCCUUCAAACUGAAACUGCACUUGGGCAGUUCAACAGACCUAGUGGUGUUGGAAAAGUGUGGUCACUUCCCCCAGGUUGAGAAUCCUAAUUCUUUCAAUCGUAUCUCGCUAAACUUCCUGAAGAGCACAAAUUAGUAACUACGUGAGACGUUGGUAAGCCCAUUAACAUAAGACAAAUCUGGCUUUCUAUGAAGACUUCGUCAACUGAUAACGAUGUGGGAAGGUAUUUGCUGAGGAGGAGGAGCUAUUGUUCGAUCCCUUGGGGUAUCACUUCCCCCAUGUUCAGCAUCAAGUCCUCGAAGAUAUCUCGAUAACAUUCGGAUUUAGCUAGUGACCGCACAGUCAUCCAGCCAUUUUGACGAAUAACGGGUGUGUGGAAUCCAUGUGCAGCCCCAAUCUCUGGCAAUGAAAGCCCUCGAAUCAGUGACUCAGACUUGUAGCAGCUUCAGAAAUCAGCUCUGGGAAGCUCCAACAAUACAUUGCGGUAGCACCUGCAACAGAGGUAUUUUGGCAUGAGAAAUGUGUCUCACUCGACCGGUUGCAUCCAAUACUGACUGGCUGACAUUCUUGAGGGGAUUAGCACCGAGGAACUGAAGUGGACUCCGAUCGAGGAAGAGUGGGUCAGUCAAGUUGCGUCUGAGAAACACAAACAGGUCGGAAGGGACCGAGAAACAGAAUAAAACAGAACGACACUGACAGAGGACCAAGCAAGUUCCAGUUAAACAACGUCUUCCAGAUUCCGAAUAUGUAGAUUGUGAAUAUAAUUACACGAAUUGAGUAUAUAAUCGACCAGAACUAUAUUAGCCAACUCUUCCAGCAGCGAGAAGUAGCGGGGUCUUGAUUCCACACAGUUAUCAACAAGGUCUUCUCACGACGCACAAUUCAUUGAACUUAGUCCGACAGCUAGUCGUGCACAAUUGUAAUCAUCGGAAGUCAGUAAAAACACGAAGAAUUCAAUGCA